AUGCUUGGCUUAUGUUUGUUUGGUGAUGAUCUUGUUUCCUUACAAGAUGGAUCGUUAAAACAGAUGAAAGAUUUACGCAGUGGUGACAAGGUUUAUUCAGUUGACAAGCAAGGUCAAAUUGUGAAAGAUGAAAUAAUUAUGAUGCUACACGGAGGAGCAAAAACAGAAGCUCCCUUCUACACCGUGACAAUUUCAUCCAAUCGAAGUGUUAGUUUAACCGGUGAUCAUCUGAUCAUAACCUAUAACAAGCAAAAAAAACGUUCACACUUCGUUGCUGCAAAUGAACUCAAGGUCAAUGAUUACAUUUUGAUGGGUGCAAGCCACUCUGAAAAUCUACAACCGCAACUGAUUACAUCAAUUGAAGUCCUUUACAAAACCGGUUUUUAUACUCCAAUGACCUACACCGGCACCCUUCUCGUCAAUGAACUUGCCGUCUCAUGCUAUGUCAAACAUGAAAAUAUGUAUGGUGAAAUGCAUGCCUUACUCUAUCCGUUUCGUCUCUACUAUUAUCUCGUGAAAGAUGUCCUGCAACUCAGCGAAGAACCGUUCCCCUUUGCAAUGCGAGUUGGUACCGAAAAUGAAGGUGAAUUUUACGGUACACAGUUAAUCCGGAGUUUACAUCAGUCGAAAAAGACAAUUAAAUACCUUGUACAGAAUUUGCUUUUACAUACAUUUUUAAAUAUUUGA
Molecule: messenger RNA, 687 nt
Organism: Didymodactylos carnosus
Lineage: Eukaryota; Metazoa; Rotifera; Eurotatoria; Philodinida; Philodinidae
Source: the annotation of a GenBank genome assembly